Eruca vesicaria subsp. sativa (arugula) is the source of this 867-nucleotide messenger RNA. Lineage: Eukaryota; Viridiplantae; Streptophyta; Magnoliopsida; Brassicales; Brassicaceae. The record is from the annotation of a GenBank genome assembly.
UUCGAUACUUCAUUUUAAACAGUCUAUGGCCACCGAUCUCUCGCCGAUUACAACUUCGCCGCUUCUCCGUCGCUUCUUCCGUUUCGUUACCGUAUCUGAGACUAUUCAUCUUUCCUUGAAUCAGGUUUCUUUGAAGGUAUGGGGGAUGAGGUUGAUUUGAGUGGAGAUGGAGGAGUCUUGAAACAGAUUGUGAGGAGAGCUAAGCCUGAUGCUAUUGCUCCUUCUGAUGAUUUUCCUGUUGUUGAUGUUCACUACGAGGGUAUAUUGGCUGAAGAUGGGAAGGUUUUCGAUACUACGCGCGAAGACAAUCUGGUUUUCUCCUUUGAGUUGGGGUCAGGGAGUGUUAUUAGGUCAUGGGAUAUUGCACUUAAGACCAUGAAGGUUGGGGAAGUUGCAAAACUCACUUGUAAACCAGAGUAUGCUUACGGAAGUGUUGGAUCUCCUCCCGACAUCCCACCUGAUGCAACGUUGAUUUUCGAAGUGGAAUUGGUUGCUUGUAGACCAAGGAAAGGUGCUAGUGUUGGAAGUGUUUCCGAAGACAGAGCCAGGCUAGAAGAUCUGAAGAAGCAGAGAGAGAUUGCGGCGGCGUCUAAGGAGGAUGAUAAGAAGAAGAGAGAAGAAGCAAAAGCUGCUGCAGCUGCUAGGAUUCAAGCUAAGCUAGACGCUAAGAAAGGUCCCGGCAAAGGAAAAGGAAAAGGCAAAUCUAAAUAAGUCUAAAACCAAGAGACCAACGUUGUUGUGUAAACUUUUAAGAUUAUACAUGAUUUUAAGCUUCUAAAUGUUAAAAGUGGCAGUUAUAAAUUAUCAUAAUGUGACCAUUACAUGAUUUGUUUCGUGUCUAAAGAUCUUUGCUGAUUUUGAUUUGCA